Molecule: messenger RNA, 819 nt
Organism: Heterocephalus glaber (naked mole-rat)
Lineage: Eukaryota; Metazoa; Chordata; Mammalia; Rodentia; Bathyergidae
Product: neutrophil gelatinase-associated lipocalin-like
Molecular function (GO): small molecule binding
Source: RefSeq, a predicted model, not a curated record
CCUGCCAGUCCAGCAGCUACCCUGAAGCAAUGGCCUUGGGUCUCCUAUGCCUGGGCCUCACCCUGCUGGGUGCUCUGAAGACCUAUGCCUCAGACAUUUCUUCAAACCUGCUCCCUACGUCAUCUCUGAAUGAGGUCCCUUUGCAGCCAGACUUCCAGGAAACAUUGUUCCAGGGGAAGUGGUACGGCAUAGGUGUGGCAGAGAACACAAAUAAGAAGGGAAAGCAAAGGAAGAUAAACAUGUUCAGCACCAUCUAUGAGCUGAAAGAUGACCAUACCUACAAGGUCACCUCCACCCUGCUCAGGGGCCAGGUCUGUGACCACUGGACCAGAACAUUUGUCCCCAGUGUCUACAGUGGCCAGUUCACCCUGGGCAAUAUGCCAAGUUUCUUUCAACUACGGAGCUACACUAUAAAAGUUGUAGCCACCAACUACCAUGAGUUCGCCAUAGUGUAUAUCGAGAAGGAUUUCACAAGCUCGGUGCUCUCCUCGGCCACUCUCUACGGGAGGACCAAGAAGCUGGGUCCAUCCUUAAAGAAGGACUUUGUCAACUUUGCCACAUUUCUGGGCUUCAAUGAGAACACCGUCUUCACUGAGCCCACAGAACAAUGCAUUGAUGACUGAACAGUGCUUCUCAUCUCUUCACCCCCUAUUCUUACUGUCACUUCUACCCAAGAUGCCACCUUGCUGUCCCACCAGCCAUAAUGCCAACAAAAGAGAUGAAAGGCCCUUCUUACGGUGCAAUGCUGCCCAACCAGCCAUCCCAAAGACACCCCUGGGAAGAAGCCUCCCUUGUCUGCUAAAUAAACACGUGACCUCA